AUGGUGCUUCCCGGUGUUGCUCCCGGGGCAUUGGCGCCGCAGCUUUUUCCAGGAGUACAACGACAAGCAAGUGGCGGGAAAACAAGUGUGACCACACCUAUCGCUGCAACAGGAAAUGGGGCUGCAACACCUGUCACGAGUUCGCAAGGUACUAAUAAUAUGUCAGGUCUUGUUGUUCAAGAUCCUGGUGCCACGGGUAAGUCUGCCGCAAAUAACAGUCUUGCGGCUAGUCGUGGGGGUACAACUACAAGUUCAGGCUGGACCAAGGCAGCCGCCGACAUCAAGGCCAUCACCGGAACGAACAUUAAAGCAGCUGCAGGUGCUCGGGGAAGCGUGCAAGAGAAGGGAGGAAAACCAAGUGCUGCAGUCAGAGACUCGACUCCAGAUAUUCUCCGGGAUAGAGCUACACAGAGCAUGCAGACUCUGCAGUCGCACAUUGCUAGUCAGCAGAUCAGUACGCAGCUGCGAUCGUCCAGCGUUCUCCGCAGGGGUUCCGAGGGUGGUCGGCAAAGUGCCCAACUGAGUGCAGGUACUUUGAAGGAAAGCCCGGUGCUGCAGAGCCGUCUGAAUCCAGCAGCAAUAAUCCCCGAUGUCUCAGGAAGAAACUUGUUCCAGCGUGAUCUGUAUGCUAGUGUUGCUGCGAAGCAGAAGGAAGCGAAUGCAGAUGGCAUGCUGAACCAGGCCGUUGGUGAAGCACCAGGAGGUGAUGCAAGUAGAAGUAGCUCUACUGUAUCUAAGAAUAUGAAAACAACUGCUUGUUCUAGUACUGCUGGUGCAGGAAGUGUCAUGUCUCCUGGACGUCUGUCCACUAGGAGAAGUAGCGCUAUGACGAGUCCAGGCCUGGCGGUUCUCAUGCCGCCAUCCCGCGUGUCGGUCGAGGGUUUGGACUGGAGCUCGCCAAGGGACGUGCUGUCGAGUCCACGGCGCUCUUCCGAAAGUAACAACGGUAAGAUUCUUUCCCAAGUUCCCGGCGUCGAUCCCGUAGAACUACGAACGGACGGCUUUAACCUACAACAAGGUCAAGGAGCCGACUCAGACGCAUCAGGAAGCUCACUCAGGAAGAGCUUUGGGGCUAGGAAAAGCGGUAGACGAAGCAAGGUUAACCACGCGGAACGUGUCAGCACUUUCUUCCAACAAGGUGCUUCCUCGAAAACGACUGAACAAACAGAUGGUGGAGCUGCUGGUGGCGGAGCCGGAGCAAAAGAACAGGAGCAAGCAGAUCCAGAUGAUGGUACUAGACGUCUUAAGCGGGAAAUAACAGCAGCAGCCGUCGACACAUCAGCAGCUGCUCUUUCAGGAGGUGAUAGCUCGCCAGGGAGCACGACUGAUGUGCUGAAGUCCACCGCUUCGCGAAAAUCAACAGACACGCACACCGGUGCAAAGGUUUCGCCUGGUGUGGAUAUCGAUCCUACGCCGCAGGAAGAUUACUCUGUAGCGGCUGACCUGAAGGUGAUGCAAACCGAGGUUGG
This is a messenger RNA of Amoebophrya sp. A25, 1469 nucleotides long. The record is from the annotation of a GenBank genome assembly. Lineage: Eukaryota; Dinophyceae; Syndiniales; Amoebophryaceae.